AUGCUGUGUCUUUCUCGACCGAGGACGCAUCACGAGCCAAACCUCCAAAACCCGGCCCUCACCAGCAUCGGCAUCGACACCUACGUCUCGCCGACAGAUACCGCCUUCUCCAUCCCUUCACCCAUCCAAGUGGAUCGCCGCCUCGAAGACGACGACGACGACGACGACGACGUCGACAACGACUGCCACACGUUUGAGCAACCAAGCUCCAACAAGCACCACCCAACCAAACGCACAGCGUACUAG
Purpureocillium takamizusanense is the source of this 246-nucleotide messenger RNA. RefSeq lists its product as uncharacterized. The transcript has a single exon. Bases 1 to 246 code for a protein of 81 amino acids. Lineage: Eukaryota; Fungi; Ascomycota; Sordariomycetes; Hypocreales; Ophiocordycipitaceae. The record is from RefSeq and is a predicted model, not a curated record.